Molecule: messenger RNA, 2494 nt
Organism: Cuscuta europaea
Lineage: Eukaryota; Viridiplantae; Streptophyta; Magnoliopsida; Solanales; Convolvulaceae
Source: the annotation of a GenBank genome assembly
GGAGUGUGAUAACUGAUAAGUGCCCUCUGCCUUUCAGCUUACUUUGAAGGGUAUCUUGAAACCGCCAAAACUGAAUCCAGUUGUCUGCAGCGCCAAAUAUCAGAACAAUGGCCGCUCUCCGACGCCGCGCCUAUCUCUUUCAUCUUAAUAUUCUCUUCCUCCUCUUCGCCACCGCCGCUCCCGCCGCGGACGACAGUGCAGAUUCAGGUACUACUCAGGAACUAGAGGCGAUGUGCGGUGUCCUAAGGUCCAGCGGCUACAAUCUCUUCUGCAAUGCCAUCGCCACUUCUGACCUCCAAGUCCAACUCGUUUCCACAGACGACGACGAUGCCGUCAACGCCACCGUUGACUCCACCUCCUCAAUAAUUGCCACCGCCGGCUCAUCCUUCACUCUGUUCGCUCCGAAGGACGCAUUUCUCUACGCCCUAGACAUGGCCUCCGAUGCGGCUGACUAUGUCGCCGCUCUCCGCUACCAUAUCGUUCCCAACCGCCUUCUCACCCUCUCCGACCUUCAUAACCUCUCAUCUCCCUUCCUAGAAACGCUUCUCCCUCACUACAGCAUCCUGAUCUACAGAACCGAUCACGCAUCCGUGACUGUAGAUGGAGUUACGCUCUCAGAUCCAGAUCUGUAUGUCGGUUCAAUCAUCGCCGUUCACGGACUCGACGGAAUUCUUAUGAACGGUUAUACUCAUCCGUACGAGGAAUGCAAUGGAGAGAACGGAACAGGUUUUAGUCCAUCUCAAGAUGAUUUUGACGCCCUUCAUACCUGCCGGAACUCACCGGCGUCAAUACUGACGCCUAUUGUAUCACCGCCUUUCCAGGCGGAGACUCCUGCGGUACUACCUCCUGUUCCGGCUAUAACACCGGCAUCGUCGCCUUCAGUGGCACCGCAUUUUCCUGCGGAAACACCGGCAGAGACGCCUACAGUAUUAAUGCCCGUUCCGGCGGGAACACCGUCCUCAACGCCUUCAGUAUCUCCACAUCUCCCGGCGGAAACACCGGCCAUGGCCCCUCCAGUAGAACCGCCUCUGGCAGAGGGAACACCGUCCAAGACGCCUACAGUAUUACUGCCCGUUCCGGCAACAACACCGGUCUCGACGCCUUCUGUAGCUCUGCAUCUCCCUGCGGAAACACCGAGCCUGGCGCCUCCAAUAGCAUCGCCUCUUCCAGUGGGACCACCGUCCCAGACCCUUUCAGAAUUAUCACCUCUGCCGCCGGCUAAAGCACCAGCCUCGACGCCUUCAGUUUCACCUUAUCUUCCGGCGGAAACACCGGCUCAAGCGCCACCAGUUUCACCGCCUCUCACGGUUGCAACACCAGGCCAGACGUCUACAUUUGCACCGUACCAUCCCGCGGCACCACCGGCUAAGACGUCUGAAUUUGCACCGCACCAUCCCGCAGCACAAACGGCUAAGACGUCUACAAUAGAACCACCUAUUCCAGCUGCAACAGUAGCACCGGCAAUUCCGGAGGUGAAAAGGGGAAAGGGGUCUAGAUAUGUGAGGCGCGGAAAUCACCAUUUCGUGGGAAUUAGAAGCAGUUGCCGGAAGUAUCACCGCCGCAAUAAUCACCCCAGGGAGGGCCAGGGAGAUGAUCUGUAGUAAUCUCAUCUUUUACAUUUUAAGAAACCAUUAAAACUGUGUUAGUGUUUUGCAGCUCAAACUCAAAAUCGCAAACUGUAGAAAUUAGAGAUUCAUAUAAGUAUGCUCUUAGAGUAUGUUUGAAGAAAAAUUACAGACUGCGCUGAUAAUAAAUCCGCCUAAACUUGACUUUAAUUGUGUAUGAAAACCACAAAUUCAUUUAUUUGAUGAAAUUUUCCUUCAAUUAUUACAUCAUGAUAUUAUGGAUCAAAAAUUCAGAUCUAUGGGGAAGCUGAAAGUGGAAGGUGGUAGGGAAGGGGUAGGAACGGUAGGCUGAGUAGUAAGACAACGCGAUGGAGGAGUAGGCGGUGGCCGGGCAGAUUCACCAUCACCAUCUUCAGCGGCGGUGGCGUCGCAAUACCCACGAAGAAUAUCAGACUCCUGAGAGGUGAGACCGAGGGAUCCAAGCAAGGAAUGGGACCAGCAAUGCUUUUGGAUGCUGCGAAUGGAAUGGCAACAGUCCUGGCCGAGGUAAGUCUCGCCAUUCAUGAAGAACAAUAUGACUUCGCCGGUGCAGGCGCGGAGGGCAAACAGAGACUCCCAGCAUUCCGAUGAACCCUGACCGGGAUUUUCUUCUUCCAGCAUCAGCCGCGCUCUAAGGUCCGCGGCGGCGGCUGUCACUGAGAGGGAUCGAGCUGAAAGAACAGUGGUAAGUGAAGCUGCUGCCAGAGACAUUAGUAAAAGAGCUUUGAGGGUGAGAGCGGUAUAAGAAAGUGAAGCAGUGGGUGCCAUUACUACUCUUUUACUUGUUUUACGUCUGAUGGAUUUUAAGGAAUGUCUGGAGAAGAGAGGGGCCUGAAGACGAUUUUAUACCUGUGGAGAAAUGGAGGGGAAGGCAAAGAGUUGCAUGCUGC